This is a messenger RNA of Oncorhynchus gorbuscha (pink salmon), 2340 nucleotides long. Its product is annotated as proline-serine-threonine phosphatase-interacting protein 1-like. Gene Ontology annotation, molecular function: actin filament binding. Lineage: Eukaryota; Metazoa; Chordata; Actinopteri; Salmoniformes; Salmonidae. Gene Ontology annotation, cellular component: plasma membrane; actin filament; cytoplasm. Gene Ontology annotation, biological process: actin filament polymerization. The record is from RefSeq and is a predicted model, not a curated record. The coding region runs from base 800 to 2053 and encodes 417 amino acids. The transcript has 16 exons.
UAUGUUUGGUGCGGUUAAUAUUUUGCUGUUCAUUUUUCUUUAUUUAUUUUGGACUUCACAUAGUACACAAUCAUGCAUAAGCCAAAGUUCAGCUAACAGAACACAUUCAAGUGUUUGCUGUUGAUACAUAAGGUGGUUGACAGUGGAAUAAUUUCUGAAAAUGACUUUCUUUGGACCUUUAUAUUAAAACAUUUGUUUAGUUGAGGUUGCUAAGAUAAUGGUAGACUAUUUAGAUGAGCAAGGAUGCAGAAUGAAAUGUUUGAUGCGGUUAAUAUUUUGCUGUUCAUUUUUCUUUUAGGUUUUUGCCCAUGAAAAUGUGUUGAGUGAAUAUGACACAGCGAAAGAUGAGCUCAUUAGUCUAAGUGAAUUUAUUGGAGAUGUUCGAACUAAUGGUAAGCACAGAGGAAUGCUGUUUUUUUUCUCAACAUACUAUGAUAGACAGAAUGGUUUGUAAAUUCUGAGUUCACUUUCCUGCUUUAUAAUGUCUGUUUAUGUACUUUAGAGCAGGAUGGGUUGCUGGAAUGAUAAUUUAUAGAAAACAUUUAGAAAGAUGUCUAAAAGCAUGUACUUACAGUAUCUAUCAAAUAACAACCAACUUAAAUGUUACCUUAGAUGCAGGCUGUAUGUGGUAGCUGACACCACACCAAAACACUUCCUCAUUUGAGUCAAACUAGUGAACCAAGCCCUGUGUUCCAGCUGGGGGUUUCCUGUGCGUACAUCUUCACUGGCUUUGACAACCAUCAGUGCUUUCUUUACUGAAUCCACUCGCAGAGUAUAUUAUAUUUGGUCUUUUGCUGAGAUGACUUUACAAUUCAAAAAUGUAUUUUGGGGAGUGGAUUUCAUCAGUAAUGUGGGAUAUGAGGCUCUCAUCCAGAGGCUCUGUGAGGGUCGACGGAUGUGCAAAGAUAUGGAGGAGCUCUUGAAGAUGAGGGCAUCUGCUGAAGAGAGAUAUGGCAAAGAGUUGGUGAUGAUUGCACGCAAGGCAGGGGGACUCUGUGAGAUCAACACUUUGAAAGCAUCCCUUGACCAACUCAAAGUCCAAAUUGAGAACAUUGGGAACCUACACAUACAACUGUCUGGGGUGUUAAAGGAAGAGGUCAAGAGGAUGGAACAGUUCAGGGAGCGACAGAAAGAGCAGAGAAAAAAGUUUGAAGGCAUCAUGGACAAGGUUCAGAAGAUAAAGGUGUCUUUACACAAGAAAACAAUGGAGUCUAAGAGAACUUAUGACCAGAGGUGCAGAGAGGCGGAUGAGGCCGAGCAAGUUGCUGAGAGGAUGAUCAGUGUAGCUACCACCACACCCAAGCAGGCUGAGAGGGUGCACAACAAGUCUAAGCAGUGCAGGGAGGCAGCAGCAGAGGCAGAAAAACAAUACAUGUCAAAUAUUGAUCAGCUAGACAAGAUUCGUCAAGAAUGGGAAACUACACACGAGAGUACUUGUGAGAUCUUUCAGCAGCAGGAGGGAGAUCGUAUCAACAUCCUGAGGAAUGCCAUCUGGGUCCACUGUAACCAAUUCUCAAUGCAAUGUGUCAAAGAUGAUGAGUGUUAUGAAGAAGUGAGGAAAACUCUAGAACUGUGUGACAUCACCGCAGACAAUGACUGCUUUGUUGAGAUGAAAAGCACUGGCUCAAGUCCACCAGCUCCCAUUGUGUUUGAGAACUAUUAUGAGAGAGAGCCCUCGACAGACAGCAAUGGCAGUGCCUGCUUUGUAGGAGGAGUUAUGAAGAGGUUUUCAAACCUUCUGCAAGGGAACUCAUCGACUGGCUCUAAAACAAACGUCAAUGACAGUUCACAGCCACUAGCACCACCUACUGCCAACACAUCAGAUGGAGUGUACGCCUCCAUUCCUGGAUUUCAGCAAGUGCAGCCAACCAUCUCAGAGAGCAGAGAGGAGUACCAGGCUAUGUAUGACUAUGCUGCUCAGGGUGAGGACGAGCUGUCCAUGUUUGCAGGGGAGACGGUUGUGGUCAUUGAACAAGAUAUGGAUGGCUGGUGGACUGUGGAGAGAAACGGCAUUUCAGGACUGGUCCCUGGGUCCUAUCUGGCCAAAGAAUGAACUAUCCUUGGCACAAGUAAGGACCUGAGCCCUAGGACCAUGCCUCAGGACUACCUGGCCUGAUGACUCCUUGCUGUCCCCAGUCCACCCUGUCAUGCUGCUGCUCCAGUUUCAACUGUUCUGCCUGCGGCUAUGGAACCCAGACCUGUUCACUGCACGAGCUACCUUGUCCCGGACCUGCUGUUUUGGACUCUCUCUCUACUGCACCUGCUGUCUCUAACUCUGAAUGAUCGGCUAUGAAAAGCCAACUGACAUUUACUCCUAAGGUGCUGACCUGUUGCACUCUC